UGCAAAAGAGGGGCGGGACAUCAGCGGCUUCCUUUUUUCGGUUUUGUGUAUGUGAGUUGUGUUUUUUGACCAGCUGAAAUGGCGGCUUGGAGCGUCGAAUCGGCGUAACUUUAUAGCACAAUAACAAACAAAACGCCGUGAUUGAGCUUUUGUCACAUAACAUGGGAGAAACUUCACUGAGAGAUUUCAGACGCUCUAGCCGGGGCUCACAACUUUGACUACAGCAUCCGACCGGAGUGAAAACACAGAGAUAUGGAGGAUAAUCACACACGGUACAGCAAACGCCUGCGCACAGGUACACGCCGUCGCUACCAAGAUGAUGGCAUUUCAGAUGACGAAAUUGAAGGGAAAAGAACCUUUGAUCUGGAGGAGAAAUUGCAAUGUGGAAAGUUUGGCUCCGAGCUUAUCAAAUACAUGAAAGGAAAAGAUUUCACAUUUGAAUACAUUCAGAGGGAAGGGCUCAGGGAUCCCAUUGUUUUUGAGACAUCUGAUGGCCUCGGUUUACAAAUGCCAGAUUCCGAUUUCAGUGUCAGUGAUGUCAAACUGUUUGUUGGUAGUCGGCGUAUUGUCGAUGUUAUGGAUGUGAACACCCAGAAAGGAAUCGAGAUGUCGAUGGCUCAGUGGCGGCGCUACUAUGAGACGCCACCAUCAGAAAGAGAAAAACUUUACAAUGUCAUCAGUCUGGAGUUCAGUCACACAAGGCUGGAGAAUCUGGUCAAGCGGCCGGCUUCAGUGGACCUUAUUGACUGGGUGGACAACAUGUGGCCUCGUCAUCUGAAGGAGAGACAGAGAGACUCAACUAAUGCCAUUAUAGACAUGCAUUAUCCUAAAGUCCAAAAGUAUUGUCUCAUGAGUGUGCAAGGCUGUUUCACAGAUUUCCACAUUGAUUUUGGGGGGACCUCAGUUUGGUACCACAUCCUUCGAGGAGGAAAGGUGUUUUGGCUGAUUCCACCCACUCCUCAGAACCUGGAGAUGUAUGAGAACUGGGUUUUGUCAGGAAAGCAGGGUGACAUCUUCUUGGGGGAUAAAUGCUGCGAUUGUCAGAGGAUAGAGCUUAAGCAAGGCAACACCUUCAUAAUCCCUUCAGGAUGGAUUCAUGCCGUGUACACUCCAGAAGACACUUUGGUCUUUGGUGGGAAUUUCCUUCACAGUUUCAACAUCCCCAUGCAGCUUAACAUCUACAACAUUGAGGAUCGCACACGGGUGCCAGCAAAGUUUCGCUACCCUUUUUAUUAUGAGAUGUGCUGGUAUGUUUUGGAAAGAUACCUUUAUUGUUUGACCAACAUCUCCCACCUCACACCAGAGUUCCAGAAAUAUUCACUUGGCAUCGGACUGAUUCCAGCCGACCUUGAAGUCAGCGACCCUUCGAGGACCGAAGCCGUUGAAGGAUUUGACAGCGACAUGGAAAAUGAAAUCAAGGUCAAGGAAGAAGAGUUUCAUCAAGAUCAGAAGGCCCAUCUUAUCACUCCUCGGCAUGUCCUAACUCCAUUUGAGUUGGAGGGACUGUGGAAUCUGUUGGGGAAGCUGGAGGAGCUGCCAUCCCACAAAAAGUGUGUUCCCACUGGGAUUAGGAAUGCAGCAGCCCUGCUGGAUGACAUGAAGGCUGUUCUGAAGGAAUGUGCAAAGGACAAUGUCAAGUUGGCGCAUACCGGAGAACCUAUUGUCAAAUGGCCUGAAAGGCCCUCCUGGUACCAGCCCCUCCUUCCUCCGCCGCCUGUUCUUUACCGUCCUCGUCUUGGUCCUUCGCUCCACAAACAUCAGAGGCCUACCAAACGCUCUUCCAUCUCAGCCCUGAGGCGCAGACGGGUGAGGUGUAAGCGCUGUUCUGCCUGCUGCAGAAAGGAGUGUGGCGACUGUCAAUACUGCCACGACAUGCGGAAAUUUGGGGGACCUGGACGAAUGAAAAAGAGCUGCAUAAUGAGACAGUGUUUAGCGCCUGCACUGCCGAACACAGCAAGAUGUGCCGUAUGUGGGGAGGGGGAGUUCGAUGAAUCCAACCCGAGCACUCACUCCCUCAUGGAGUGUACUGCCUGCUCACAGAUCGUCCAUCUGCAGUGUGUUAAAGACCCUGCUGAAGGAAAGGUCAAUAAAGAUCUACCCAGCUGCUGGGAAUGUCCCAAAUGUUAUCAAGGAAAAGGUUCAGCAUCAGAGUCUUCCAGCAGUGAGGAAAGUGACGAGUCAGAUGCCUCAACAUCCAAACUUUCCUAUCAAGAAAGGACCGGCAUGGGUGACGGGGGAAGACGUGGGAGACGCACUGGAACACCUGGCAGGCCAACAGCACCCCCGCCUUCACAGAAACUGCUACUGCAGCAUCAGCAAAGCCGCAAAAGAGCCAGUGCGCUGGAGCUCAGACUCAAGAAAAGGAUAAAACUAGAACGGACUAAACUAUUAACAAGAAGACGAUCGUCUCUAGAUCGCUCUCCUAGGUUGUUGGGCUCCCGGCUGCUGUCUCGCCUGCGCUCUCCAUCCAGCAGACUACUUCAGGGCAGAGGCCGGGGCUCCAUCUGGGCUGGAGGCUCGCCUUACAACGGUGCUGCUGGGAGGACGGGAUCCUUACAGCGUCAGCAGACUCCUCACGGCCUGAUGCUUGAGCCCAAAGGAGAACCGCGCAGAGGCCGGGGAAGAGGGGUUAGGCUUCGUGGAGGAGGAGCAGGACGAGGCAUCAGAAGCGUGGGAAGCCGGAACGAUAUUGAGGAGGAUAGCGAGGACAGCAGCAGCAGCACAAACAGCAGCAGCAGCGACGACGAGGACGAAGAGGAGGGCGUGCUGGACAAUGGCAGGGGAGGGGAUAAGGAGAACUGGCCUCGGCUGAGAAAAGGACAAGGGGCUAAAGAACGAGAUCAGGAUGGUAGUGAGGCUACUAACCAAAAUGGUGCAGAGGAGGAGAUGGAUCAGGACACUUUGAAAGAAGAUAAAGGCAUAAAUCUUAAAGUGACACUCCAAAGACCAAUCAGAGCAAAGCAAGACCCGUCAGUUAUUGUCCCUAAAUUAGAAGCCAUUGCUCCUCACACUGCCUCCUCAGCUACACACAACCGAAGCCGGACCCUUGUCAGACCUCCAAUUAGAAACAAUGGCCCGUGUUCUGAUCACCUCUCCAAAAGACAUACGCCGCCUCUCACUCGGAGCGGCAAUUUAGGCUCUCGCUUUUCCCAAACAGAGAGAACGGGCUCCUCCAAAGGAAUAAGACUUGAUAAGCCAGCUAAGCUGAGCAACGGAGCUUCCUCAUCUUCAUCAGCCGAGCUUCAUCAUCUUCGCGUCCCUCUGUCGGCUCUGCAGGAUGGAGGGGGUGAGGCUGACAGGGAGAGCAGUGGGAGCGGCCCGACCUGUGAGCGGGAGGUGUGGGUGUCUGUCUUCCGUUACUUAAGUCGAGCAGAUCUUUGCCUGUGCAUGGCUGUCUGCAAGAACUGGUACAAAUGGUGUUUAGACAAGCGACUUUGGGCUCGAAUCGACCUGAGCAGCAAGCGCACAGUUACUCCUCAAACUCUGACGGGGAUCAUCAAGAGGCAGCCAGUCACCCUUGACUUGUCCUGGACCAACAUUUCCAAAAAACAACUCAACUGGCUUGUUGGUCGCUUACCUGGGCUGAAGGAUCUGAUGCUGGCAGGUUGUUCCUGGUCAUCUAUUUCUGCUCUCUGCUCCUCUGGUUGUCCUCUCCUCCGCUCUCUGGACUUGGGAUAUGCAGAUGGAGUGAAAGACUUGCAGAUUAGGGAUUUGGUAACUCCUCCAGGCUGUGAUAACCGCUGUCAGUUUCGGAGCAUGCAGUGUUUGCGCCUUGCAGGCCUGGAUAUCAGCGAUUCCACUCUGAGGCUGGUGAUCCGUCACAUGCCCCAUUUAACAAAACUGGAUCUCUCUCAUUGCAAUGUCCUCACUGACCACUCCAUCAACCUGCUGACUGCAGUGGGCUCUUCCACCCGAAACACACUGACAGAACUCAAUCUAGGAGGCUGCAGCAAACUGACAGAUGCUUGUCUGAAGUUCCUGCGCCGUCUCUCGUGUAUCUCGGAGCUUGACCUGAGAGGCUGCAAAGGGGUUUCCAGGAAGGCCUGUGAGGCCUUCAUCUCAGAGCUGUCGGUCAACACUCUUUACUGCCUGUCAGAUGAAAAACUGAUCCAGAGGAUAUCCUAGAUUCCUGCCUUUCUGUCUCACUGCAGCCAUGAUUUGAAAUGCAAAAGCUUUGGGUGUGGAUCUGCGUGUGAGUCUGCAUGACACUCGGGCAGUAAAAUUCACAUCCAAAGGGGGGUGGGGUCUACAGUUGCAGGGCGAGGGCUUGGACUUUCUCACUUGGCUGGAUGCGAGGAACAAACUGGGUUGACUCGGCUGCAAAAACAGAUUUUCUUUCCUGCAUACCUAUAAAGAAACUCAGGAUGAUUUUGUAUUGUUUUUAAGAGAAUAUAAUGCUCUCUUUAAGAGGCAUAAUGUUUUUUUUUCUAUUGGCAAGAACGCAGGAGACCCCUAGCUUAGCUGUAUUUGUUUUAACGCCCUGUGAACAACUUCCUCGAUGGUCAUGAUUCAAGCUCCCAAUUUAGGAGAUUGGCAAAUACAUCUUUAAAUAUAGUUCUGAUUGAUUUGUCGGAUUCACAGCUGUCUUAUUUGUUUAUAUAUUUGAAGCUCAUUUCUGAACGAUUUGGAUGCUUAAAGAAAAGACUUCUUGUUUCAGUAAUGCAACAUGCACAAUUGCUCCCCCCCCCCCCCUUUUUUUUUAAAUAAAUCUAUUUAAAGGUUAAAAAAAAAGAUACUUUCACGUUUGACAACUGGAACAGCUUGUGUUUACCAGUCAUUAAGUGCAACAACAGUCCAGUUGUAUAAACUUUAAGAGGACAUGGCUGUGAGUGUUAGAUGGUACAAAGUUGGCGUAAAUAGGCAAUCAACAUGGCAGCAAGACCUCACCCCAACAUUACGGCAGGCUGCAUUAAGCGAGGGAUGAGAAGCCAAGGAUACAUUUAAGAAAAACAUGGUGCAUUUUCAAACUGCAGUUAAAGUUCAGGUGCUAUUCUUCCCAAACUCGUAAUGCUUUGUUUUUGUACAGAGACGACAUUUAGUUGAUAUCCUAGCACCACACCGCUGUGGUAUACAUAUUUCUUUUGUAAGGGAUGGAAAUCAAAUGUGAUCUAUUUUUCACUUGUCAAAUUCGAUGUAAAGACUUUGUUUGGAGAGUUUGCUCAUUUCUUUUCAAGUGUUGUCUCUGUAUGAAAGCUCUAGAUUCCUGGCCAUAUGCUUCAAAGUGAAUAUACUUAUAUAAAUAUUUACUUUUGUGUAAA
This is a messenger RNA of Oryzias latipes (Japanese medaka), 5258 nucleotides long. RefSeq names its product lysine (K)-specific demethylase 2Ab (gene kdm2ab). NCBI's taxonomy places the organism in Eukaryota, Metazoa, Chordata, Actinopteri, Beloniformes, Adrianichthyidae. The record is from RefSeq and is a predicted model, not a curated record. Gene Ontology annotation, molecular function: protein binding; DNA binding; zinc ion binding.